AUGUCCCUUAGGGUAAUGCCAUUAUUGCCAACCGUUGGGAUACUAAAGCCACUCUCCAGCAAAAGUAUGUUUCAAGCCUAUUGCGCAGAGAAAAUUAAUAAGGUAGAACUAACCCUUAAACGUCCAACAAGCUACCGACGGCUUGGCCUCAUGACUUCACUAAAUGGUAUUUCAGGAGGCGUCGAAAAACUAUAUCCCGAAGAACCCACUCCGGCGUUGGACGUGGUGGAAUCGAGGAAAACUCUCGAUCCCGAUGAAGGUAUUAUCGAACGCGAUGAACAGGGAAACGUGAUCAAUGUUAUAAUUCGCAAGAAUCAUGAAGAAGACACCAAAGUUCUGCCUACGCCAGCGAAAACAGAAGUUGUUAGAGCUCUCGAGAUUCAGGCAGCCGAGGUGUAUACGCAUGAGCGACGUCAAUCCGAGGGUGAAAGACGGUUAUGUGAAGAGUUGAUCAACAAAUACGGAAACGAUUAUCAAUCUAUGUCCAGGGAUAUAAAGAUCAAUACGUACCAACAUACUGCAGCUCAGUUAAAGAAGAAAUGUGAAAAAUAUUUGAAAGAACGAUAA
Molecule: messenger RNA, 567 nt
Organism: Acaulospora colombiana
Lineage: Eukaryota; Fungi; Glomeromycota; Glomeromycetes; Diversisporales; Acaulosporaceae
Source: the annotation of a GenBank genome assembly